AGCCCAAUCUUACCAAAUCUAGGGCACGUAUGUUGGUUAAAUGGGAGAUGGGUCUGGGCGGCCCGCCAUUUCCCGAAGCAGCCCAAUAGCACUCUAUGACUUGACAACCUCAGUACUAUGUACGAUGAAAGCCACGUACCAACUUUGUUCCUCCAUUUAAUUCCAAUUCGUUUUCUGUAUUGGCAUUUUUCAUCCCCAAUACUAAAAUUCUCUAUUUCACUGUCACCUACAAAGAACCCUCCCUCCCUCUCUCUCUCUCUCUCUCUCUCUCUGUGAAAUCCGACGGAGAAACUGGGUUUCUUUUGUAUUGAUCAUCUGUUAAAAAAGAAAAAAUGAGUACGAUACGAGAGCAUUUGGGUCAAAAUCCGUUUAAAGCGUUGAAGUCAAUUUCAGCGGAGAAGAAUAUUGACUUUCUGAAAUCUUUGUUGAAGGUUGCUGUCGUAAUCUCAAUGGUCGCUUCAAUUUCCCUGUUUCUGUAUUCGGCUUUUCACAGAGAGGCCCGACCUGUGUGGUUCCGAUGCCCCGAAUUCGACGACUCGACCGGAACCCCGAACGUUGUCCAGGUCAGUUCUAAUUACUCCCCAACAAAUAUUUCCCACAUAGCAUUCGGAAUCGGCGGGUCGAUCCACACGUGGAAGGACCGGAAACGCUACUCGGAGCUCUGGUGGAAACCUAAUGAGACACGCGGCUAUGUUUGGUUAGACAAAAAACCCAUCACCAAAACCCUGUGGGAUGAUAAUUCCAUUCCUUAUCGGAUUUCCUCCGACUGGACCCGAUUCAAACAUUCUUCAGGCUCCGACUCCGCGGUCAGAAUAGCGCGUGUGGUUUCGGACCUGUUUCGGGUCGGGUUGCCGGAUGUGAGAUGGUUCGUUAUGGGCGAUGAUGACACGGUGUUUUUCACUGAUAACCUUGUUACGGUGUUAGCAAAGUACGACCAUCGUCGGAUGUACUAUAUCGGAGGGAGUUCAGAGAGUGUGGAACAGAACGUAAUGCAUGCGCACGACAUGGCGUUCGGCGGUGGAGGUUUCGCCAUUAGUUACCCACUUGCGGCGGAUCUGUUCAGAUCAAUGGACGGCUGCCUUAAUAGGUACCACUACUUCUACGGCUCAGAUCAACGGGUGUGGGCCUGUGUUGGCGAGGUUGGAAUCGGCCUUACAAAAGAACCAGGGUUCCACCAGAUUGAUAUAAGAGGCGACCCCUAUGGUCUUCUUGCAGCACACCCUAGGGCUCCAAUAGUAUCUCUUCAUCACCUUGAUUAUGUAAAGCCUUUGUUUCCAAACCAGACUCAGCUCGAAGCAUUAGGAACCCUAAUGCAAGCAUACCGACUCGACCCUGCCCGAACAUUGCAGCAAUGCUUCUGCUACCAUCGGAAGCACAAAUGGUCCGUGUCCAUCUCGUGGGGCUAUACCGUGCAGAUAUACACUACACUGCUGACGGCUAAGGAGAUGGAGAUGCCAUUGCUAACGUUCCAAACGUGGCGUAGUUGGAGUGGUGGACCUUUUGAGUUCAAUACCCGUUCAAUGAGUGACGAUCGGUGUAAACAGCCUGUUGUCUUUUAUUUGAGCACGGCCAACGAUGAUGGGAAGGGUAAGACAGUGACUACUUAUAAGAAAUUUAUGGUUAAGACAGUGAACAAGUGUGGCAGAUCACAGCGUGCAGCAGCAGCUAUUGAAAACAUCAUAGUAUCAGCAUCAAAAAUGGAUCCUAAAGAAUGGAACAAGGGAAGCCGAAGACAGUGCUGCGAUAUAAAUAGAAGUUUGAAUCAUGGGACAAUGAGAAUUAACAUCAGAAGGUGUAAACAAUGGGAGACUGUAACCUUUUGAGGCAAGCUUGCUCAGUUUCUUGAUGUUGUACAUAAUUUAUUGAAAGAGAAGGAAUAUUUUUAUAUAAUAGAAGCAUAUUUUACACUGAAUUAGCUGGAUUCUAUUACAGUUGAACCUAGAGGAGGCUACUUUUACAUUA
Messenger RNA from Olea europaea var. sylvestris, 1962 nucleotides. RefSeq lists its product as uncharacterized. Gene Ontology annotation, molecular function: acetylglucosaminyltransferase activity. NCBI's taxonomy places the organism in Eukaryota, Viridiplantae, Streptophyta, Magnoliopsida, Lamiales, Oleaceae. The coding region runs from base 333 to 1823 and encodes 496 amino acids. The record is from RefSeq and is a predicted model, not a curated record. The transcript has 3 exons.